Sitophilus oryzae (rice weevil) is the source of this 1278-nucleotide messenger RNA. Its product is annotated as putative nuclease HARBI1. The coding region runs from base 223 to 1269 and encodes 348 amino acids. NCBI's taxonomy places the organism in Eukaryota, Metazoa, Arthropoda, Insecta, Coleoptera, Curculionidae. The transcript is spliced from 3 exons. The record is from RefSeq and is a predicted model, not a curated record.
UAUUCAUAAACGAUCGCUGGCGCGCCGCCAGCGGUUCGCCAAUCUCCCACGCAUAUUUGUCAUGCAGAGUCGUUCGCCAACAAUGACACACAUGCGCAUUCACUGAAAUUUUGGCGCGGCGUUAGCGAUUCGUUGGAGAUGGUCAGUACUAUCUCCGAGCGACCGCCAGAUUAGUAAAUAAUUUAAAUUUUGUUUUAUUUUUCAUAAUAAUUCGAUUUAACAAUGGAACGUGAUUUAGAUCUAUUAUAUAAUGCCCACAGGGAUAUUUUGGACAUAGAUUUUCAUAUACAUCGGAGGUAUAUUCGAGAUAUGGAAAACCCUUUUGAAUUUUACAGUGAAAUCCAAUUUAAAAAACGAUUUAGAUUUAGGAAAGAGGUGGUGCGUGAUAUUCUAUUACCAAUGGUACAUGUCCGUGAACCCAUGACUAACAGAGGAUUGCCGGUACCCACAUUGAUAGGAUUACUUUUAACGUUGCGUUUUUACGCUAGCGGAAGUUUUCAGAUUGUCUGUGGAGACUUGAAAGGACUCAGCCAAAGUACUGUAAGCCGAGUUGUGACAAGAAUCACCAGAAGACUUGCAGCACACUCUAGAACAUAUAUCACAUUUCCACUUAAUGAGGAUAUUCCGGAAAUGCAACGGCAAUUUAGUACAAUUGCUAACUUUCCAAAUGUCACAGGGUGUGUCGAUUGCACACAUAUCACUAUCAAGAGUCCAGGAGGAGAUGUUGCCGAACUGUUCCGAAAUAGAAAACGAUACUUUUCUAUUAACGUACAAGCAACUUCAGGUCCUAAUUUACAAAUAUUAGAUAUUGUUUCACGAUAUCCAGGAAGUUACCAUGACAGUUACAUUUUUCAAAGGAGUUCCUUAAAGGGAAAGUUUCAACGAAGAGAACUUCCUGGAUAUUUGCUUGGUGAUGCGGGAUAUCCAUGUUUACCUUACUUGCUGACUCCAUUUAGACAAGUACGUACUCCAGGAGAAAGGCGAUACAACCAAGCACAUAUUCAGACAAGAAAUACCGUAGAACGAUUAUUUGGUGUUUUAAAGCGCCGAUUUCCUUGUUUGAGUCGGGGACUUGCUACCAAGAUCUCCACUUCCUGUUAUAUUAUCGUAGCUUGUGCUAUUCUUCAUAAUAUUUCCAUUACUUACCGUGACAUCAUAGACGAACCUCUACAGAUCGACGAUGAUGUUCCAGAAAUUAUUUUUCGUGAAGGAAAUUUAGGUUUAGGUAAUGUGAUGAGAAACCAUAUAGUUCAUAAUUAUUUUGAUUAAAAAUCUAUA